Drosophila suzukii is the source of this 1094-nucleotide messenger RNA. RefSeq names its product Ataxin 1 (gene Atx-1). Gene Ontology annotation, molecular function: protein binding; RNA binding. The record is from RefSeq and is a predicted model, not a curated record. Gene Ontology annotation, biological process: regulation of DNA-templated transcription. Lineage: Eukaryota; Metazoa; Arthropoda; Insecta; Diptera; Drosophilidae.
UAAACAAUGGCUGUUAAGCGGAAUUCAGUCAGCAGGUAGCGAUCGCCGGCGUCUAGGCGGCGUACCUGUUGCCACGACCAGAUUAUGGACGGUUGGGCCAUAAAACAGGUAACAGCCGGGCUGGCCGAGUGGGUGACAUUCCUGGAAAACCCGUGGAAAACACAUUGGCUGAAUGAAUGUAUAUCAAUUGCCUGCCUUGGCGGAAAAUGGCUCAGUUGAUGAGUUUCCGUCCAGGCGAACAGGUCGACAUGCAAAUGCACAUGGAGUUCUCAUAUGCUUGUGGCUACGAUCCAAUCAGGAGGGCACCCCCUCCGAAUCCUCCUCCGCCACAGCCUCAGGAGUCCAGCAAUGGGCUUUCUGAUGACUCUUCUGAUUCCUGCUUCCGCCGGGGAUCCUACAUUGAGUUGGCCAGCGGGGCCUUGCGUCGUGUAGAGGACAUACGAACCGAGGACUUUAUCCAGUCGGCGCUGCGCAGCCAGCUCUUUGAGCUCCGGGAGGCCACAGUGGUGAGGAUCAACCGGGCAGGAUCCCCCAGCCAUGUGACGCUCACCUUCAGCUACGACACACAGCACGCCAAGAUGGACCUGGAGGUGCUGCCGGGUCAUCCUAUGUUUGUUUACGGCCAGGGUUGGGCCUCGUGCAAUCCCCAGUUGUCGCUGCAGCUGUACGAGCUCAAGUGUCAGCAGCUGCAGGUGGGCGAUAUCUGUUUGUCGCUGGUGCCGCGCGAGCAACCGGUGGCACCACGUCCUCCUCCGCCUCCACCACCGCCAUGUCCUACUCCGGCAGUGGGAUUGCCAGUUUCCAUGUCUUCUCCCCCACCCGGGGCCUAUUGUGCGCCGCCGUUCAAGAAUCCGUACCAGGUGUACGCCCAGAUGGCCAGUUUUGUGGCCGUCUACACCCAGCACAUGAUGCAGAAACUAAAUAAUUAGAUUUGAAGAACUAUUACUAACUAUAUCGAUUUAUUGAUUUACGCAGCAGGCGAUUCGGGGAUAUAUUCAGCGCUAUCCCUGCAAUACGCCGCAAGCUUGAAAACAAUUAAUGUACAAUAAUUACUCUGUUUUGCUUCAUUUAUUUGAAAUAAACUUUAAAAAGUU